Molecule: messenger RNA, 526 nt
Organism: Morchella sextelata
Lineage: Eukaryota; Fungi; Ascomycota; Pezizomycetes; Pezizales; Morchellaceae
Exons: 1
Source: RefSeq, a predicted model, not a curated record
CAUCUCGAGCUCGUAUUUCGGAAGCGGACGUCAGGAAGAGAAAGACAGCUUGUACCACCUCAUUCUACGCAGAAAUCUGGUAUCCGCGCUGUCGCUGCUGGCUCUCUAUAUUGCCGAGUCUGCAGAGCGUGAUAACGGGAUUAUGGGGGUGCCAGUAUCUGGACGGCUUGGUGAUCAUUGUGCGGCGCUGACAUCGGCGGAACCAUUGAGAGUGGUUUCUGGAACCGAACGUCAUGCUACGUACGUUCUAGCUAUAUUAUGGCAGUACCGACCUCCGACAAAACCCAACCGCAAGCCGCCGAGAUCCAAAGACGACCCCGAACUUUACAGCAACAGGAAUCAAUCAUCCUACUCCCCCUACCCAUUCCGCUCCAAAACCUCGAUUUCGGCGAAAAGCAACGCCCCCAACGCCGCCCACCGCGCCCCCCGACGCAACCCACAACCAAAAAUACAUAACACACACCCCGCUCCUCCACCUCGUCUAUCCUUUUCCAAACGCGCCACGCAGAAUACAGUUUACUCGUAA